Messenger RNA from Malassezia restricta, 1161 nucleotides. RefSeq names its product ribonuclease h-like protein. Gene Ontology annotation, biological process: nucleobase-containing compound metabolic process. Bases 1 to 1161 code for a protein of 386 amino acids. The transcript has a single exon. The record is from RefSeq and is a predicted model, not a curated record. NCBI's taxonomy places the organism in Eukaryota, Fungi, Basidiomycota, Malasseziomycetes, Malasseziales, Malasseziaceae. Gene Ontology annotation, molecular function: 3'-5' exonuclease activity; nucleic acid binding.
AUGUGUGCGAUGCUGGGCCGUCGUGUAGGUCGUGCCUUUACGUCGCUUCGAUGGACGACUAUGCGCGCGUACAGCAAUGCCGUUGAUGCGAUGGCUGCAUCGAUAGCGGAUGCACAUGUCCCUGCCUCGUCCACAUACACAUAUCGAAGACCCAAAUACACGAUACCCAAAGCCAUGAGGGCGUUUCAACAGCCGACAGUUGCGUACCAAGUUCCAAGACUACAUUAUCUCACUGGGAUACAAGAGGUAGAAAAUGCGCUGCCGGAUGCUGUGGCUAACACGGGCACACUUGAGCGCAUCAUUGGUCUGGAUCUCGAGUGGAACUUUGGGUUAAGUGUGGGCAAAACGGCUGUCUUGCAACUCGCUACGGCUUUUGAUAUCUACGUGAUUCAGCUAUCAAAAAUGAGAAAUUUACCCAAUUCACUUGCUUCUAUUCUUACUGAUCCACAUAUACCCAAAACUGGCGUAGCGAUCCAUCAGGAUUUGGCGAAACUACAGCGUGACUUUGGUCUGAUACCAAAAGGAGGACUAGAGCUUUCUCGGUUGGCGUGGCGUUUUGACGCAGAGCGAUGGCAGAAUCACCGUUUUCUUAUUUCUCUCCGUGACUUGUGUAAGGGAUACCUUGCAGUGGACCUUGAUAAAGGUGCCACGCGAAUCAGCUCGUGGACCCAAACACCUUUAUCUAAUGAGCAGAUUGAAUAUGCUGCUUCGGACGCUUAUGUAUCUCUUGAGCUUGUCCAUGCUAUACUUCUCCAUGCCUAUCGAAGAAAUGCUAUCACCUUGAAUGAGAUUCGUGCUUGUAUGCAAGAGGCACCCCACAACCGACUGCGAAAACCACAGCGCUCUCACUCCAUGUCGGCGCCCCUCGCUCACCAACGCGCUUGGGAGGCAUGGAAACAAGGCGCAAGCCUCCAAGAACUUGCACUGGAAAAGCAUAUCCGCCUCACCACGGCCGGCACCUAUAUCGCCAAGGCUGUGCAGGAAUCACCAAAUCCCGUGGAGCAUGGCUCUGAGACGUGGCACCGAUUACGCGCCGAAUACUCGGCUGCCGACAUGCGUCCCAUCACUGUACGGUACGCGCAUGGGUUUGCAAGGCAUGGCGUAUUUAACUACGCAGAACUACAUCAAAUUCUCCAUGCAUUUCGGAUGGCGCAGACCUAA